Pterocles gutturalis (yellow-throated sandgrouse) is the source of this 863-nucleotide messenger RNA. RefSeq names its product solute carrier family 22 member 4-like. Gene Ontology annotation, molecular function: transmembrane transporter activity. Gene Ontology annotation, biological process: transmembrane transport. The record is from RefSeq and is a predicted model, not a curated record. The annotation marks the transcript as partial. The transcript has 6 exons. Gene Ontology annotation, cellular component: membrane. Lineage: Eukaryota; Metazoa; Chordata; Aves; Pterocliformes; Pteroclidae.
UCAUUUAUUCUGAAACUUCCUGCAGGAUCAUUCCUGAAUCCCCUCGAUGGCUCAUCUCCCAGGGAAGAUAUAAGGAGGCAGAAGUUAUUAUCCGAAAGGCUGCAAAACUAAAUGGCGUUCCAGUCCCCGCCAUGCUUUUCAACACUGCAGAGAUGCAGGAUUCGAAGCCUCAGCAGCAGCAGAAGGCUAUCCUUCUGGACCUAUUUCGAACCCGAAACAUUGCAACUAUUACUAUUAUGUCAUUACUUUUGUGGUUUUUCACAUCAGUUGGUUACUUUGGCCUGUCCCUCAGCACUCCAAACUGGCACGGCAAUGCCUACGUCAACUGUUUCCUCGCGGCCGUUAUUGAAGUUCCAGCUUACGUGAUCGCCUGGCUUCUCCUCCGCUCCCUCCCUCGCCGCUACUCCGUGUCGGGCGUGUUGUUUUUGGGGGGGGGUGUUGUCCUCCUCAUUCAGUUCGUUCCUGCAGAUUAUAACGUCCUGUCUAUUGGCCUGGUGAUGCUCGGAAAAUUUGGCAUCACAGCGGCGUUUUCAAUGCUUUACGUCUACAAUGUGGAGCUGUACCCGACGCUUGUCCGGAACAUGGCAGUCGGAGCCACAUCCACGGCUUCCAGGCUGGGCAGCAUCAUUGCUCCUUACUUCGUUUACCUGGGUGCCUAUGACAGGUUCCUGCCAUACAUCCUGAUGGGAAGCCUGACCGUGCUGAUCGGGAUCCUCACUCUGUUUCUCCCUGAGAGCUACGGCAACCCCCUGCCCGAGAGCUUUGAGCAGAUGCUGACGGUGAAAUGCUUCAGAAACGGGCAACAAACCGCUGGCAUUAGGAAUUCAAAGAAGAGUCCUAAGAUGCUGAUAACACCCUUGUGA